This is a messenger RNA of Fusarium oxysporum Fo47, 375 nucleotides long. RefSeq lists its product as uncharacterized. The record is from RefSeq and is a predicted model, not a curated record. The transcript has a single exon. The annotation marks the transcript as partial. NCBI's taxonomy places the organism in Eukaryota, Fungi, Ascomycota, Sordariomycetes, Hypocreales, Nectriaceae.
GUAAUCGUUAUUACGGGUGUUGGCUUUGGUGGCCUCGGUGCAGCCGUAUGUGAAGCUCUCGCCCCGUAUAGCCGCGGCCUUCUCAUCAUUACGGGUCGUGACAUUCAACUUCCCCAAGCAGUUGCCAAAGCUCUCAUCGCUCAAUAUGCAGAUCUCAAAAUUUCUGUUAUACAGAUGGACCUUUCUUUGACCAAGUCCGUGGAGAAUGCUGCGCAGGAAAUUAAGAAGGUUGCCUCUCGCAUUCAUGUACUUGUGAACAACGCCGGAGUUAUGUGCAUUCCGGAUCGUACAUUGACUGAGCCGGGCAUCGAGGCUCACCUUGCUAUCAACUACGUCGGGCACUUCCUACUCGCUAAGUUACUCGCCGAGCGUCUG